Dreissena polymorpha is the source of this 6575-nucleotide messenger RNA. RefSeq names its product aladin-like. Lineage: Eukaryota; Metazoa; Mollusca; Bivalvia; Myida; Dreissenidae. The record is from RefSeq and is a predicted model, not a curated record. Gene Ontology annotation, molecular function: protein binding. The transcript is spliced from 14 exons. Bases 227 to 1741 code for a protein of 504 amino acids. Gene Ontology annotation, cellular component: nuclear pore. Gene Ontology annotation, biological process: nucleocytoplasmic transport.
ACUGUUCCAGAAAAUUUAGCACCACGUAAAAUUUAAAAGUAGCACUUAAUAUCCUUCGGUGAUGCAUUUUCAUACAGCUUUUUGCUGCUGUCUUUGUUUUCUUUUCUAUCUCAGAUAUGAGUGACUUUUGCUGACUUAAUACUACUACAACAGAAAGGUAACACGAUUUCAAGCUACAUGUACAACAUAUCAGGUGCCAAGUAUAAAGAGAUGAAAAGCCGGAGACAUGUGCAGCAUUUUCCAAUCCUUCCCAUUGGGGCCUAAGCAAGGGCAUAUAACUGUGUCCGAACAAGGGGGAGAAUUUGUAGCACUACCACAGGACAGUGCCAAAGUCAAGAUCCAAGGGUACCCAGAUGUUCAAAUCUCCAAGGAGUCCACUCGCAGUCUGACGCAGCGCGAGAACGCCAAGUCUGCCUUCCUGCCGCAUGACGAGACCGUGUCCAAGCGGAUCUACCAUGCCUGGCAGGACAUGGGCCUACCCGGGGCAUUGGAGGAGAUUAUCAACAGCUCCCAUGAUGUACCAACCUGGAUAUGCAGCGUGUCCCAAAAGUUGCUGAUGCUGACCAGACUGACUGGAUCUCUUCAUGGUUCCUUCUUCCCACAUCUGUCAUUGUCAAAUGAGGAAAUUGUCUCCAAAUACUCAAGUGUGCAGCAUUGGGGUUCAAGUCCAGUGAAGGCGUUUGCAUGGCACCCCCAUACAGUGAAGUUUGCCCUUGCGCUCCAAGACGACUCAAUUCGUGUUCACAGCAGUGCAUCAGAUCUCACCCCAAUACUAAAACACAAGCUCCAGAAGAAUGUAGCUAGCCUGGCUUGGCAACCCAAUUCCUCUUCAGUGUUAGCCGUGGCAUGCCAGUCCUGUGUUCUCAUAUGGCACAUAGAGCCUACCUCACUGGCCACCAGACCAUCGGCCAGUUCAGUCCAGGUGCUGCAACGUGGAGGUCACUGCCCGGUCACCAUGGUGCACUGGAGCCCAGAUGGACGCACGCUUCUUUCUGUCUCGCCUGUCGAUGCCUCCAUACUUGCCUGGGCCGUUGCCAUGGAGACCUGUAUGCCGCUGUGGCGAUAUGGGGGUGGGGGCGUGUCUCUGGUCACAUGGUCGCCCGAUGGCAGUAAAGUGUUCUCUGCUACACCAUCCAAUGUUUUCAGGGUUUGGGAGACCAGAUCAUGGACUUGUGAGAAAUGGUACAGUGUUACUGGACACGUUAAGGCAGCAUGCUGGUCUCCUGAAGGUAAUGUGGUUCUGUUUGCAACAGAGAACCAACCAAUCAUCUACUCACUGACAUUUGCUGCGGUUUCUGAUGAAAGCUCGCCUGUGAUUGGUGGAUCCCAGACAGCAGUAGCAUGUGCUGACUUAUCAGAAACAUCAAUAGAAAUGUCGGAUGGAAAAGCUAUCAAGGUAGGAGGUCAGAUACAUCAGAUGGUGUGGGACCCGCAGGGAGGGAGACUUGCAGUCAUACUGGGAGAAUCCUGUGAGUUUGUGGCAGUGUUCCGGACUCAGCGGUCUCCAAUGUUAGAAAUAACCCCAUGUGGUCUAGUACGUGGUCAGGAUGGUGAGAGACCAGAGAUGGUACAGUUCAAACCCAGCUUUGAUGGAGGAUCACUACUCACUGUGGUGUGGUCCAGUGGGAGGAUAGGCUACAUACCACUAUACUACAUCAGCUCGGCUGGAGUCAAUGAAAUGCCCCAGCCCCCUGUGAUUAAUACUCACAGAUUCUCUAAUGGGCUGUAUUCCAACACAUAGAGACCUGCUCUAUUGAAUGCUAUAAAUAUAAACUGUUCCAUGUAUCAAGAUGUAUUUUUAUAAGUCAUGUUUGUAUUGUUGUUGAGAAAAUAGGUCUUCAAUUUCAUUUUUAUGCUCCCCGAAAUAAAAUUUCGGCGGAGCAUAUAGUUGCCAGUUCUUCCUUUCUUACUUCAAUACUUCCUUCCUUCCGUCAAACUUUUGUUACCGUUUCUCCUAGCGCCUACAAUACUUUACCAAUCUCUUUCAUAUUUGGCAUGUAGGUACCUUGCAUGGACCUCUACCUUUUGAGGUCACUGGGGUCAAGGUCAAGGUCACCGAGGCUAAUAAUAGAUAUUUCCGACACACUUUUGUUACGGUUUCUCAUAGCACCUUCAAUACUUUACCGAUCUCUUUCAUAUUUGGCAUGUACGUACCUUGCAUGGACCUCUACCUUUUAAUGAGAUUUGAGGUCACUGGGGUUAAGGUCAAGGUCACCGAGGCUAAUUAUAGAUUUGUCCGUCACACUUUUGUUACAGUUUCUCAUAGCACCUUCAAUACUUUACCGAUCUCUUUCAUAUUUGGCAUGUAGGUACCUUGCAUGAACCUCUACCUUUUGAUGAGGUUUGAGGUCACUGGGGUCAAGGUCACCAAGGCUAAUAAUAAAUUUUCCGUCAUGCUUUUGUUACUUUACCGAUCUCUUUCAUAUUUGGCAUGUAAGUACCUUGCAUGGACCUCUACCUUUUGAUGAGGUUUGAGGUCACUGGGCUCAAGGUCACUGAGGCUAAUAAAAGAUUUUCCAUCACAGUUUUCUUACAGUUUCUCAUAGGGCCUUCAAUACUUUACCGAUCUCUUACAUAUUUGCCAUGUAGGUACCUUGCAUGGACCUCUACCUUUUGAUGAGGUUUGAGGUCACUGGGCUCAAGGUAACGAGGCUAUUAACAUAUUUUCAGUCACGCUUUUGUAACAGUUUCUUAUAGCACCUUCAAUACUUUACUGAUCUCUUUCAUAUUUGGCAAGUAGGUACCUUGCAUGGACCUCUUACUUUUGAUGAGGUUUGAGGUCACUGGGGUCAAGGUCACCGAUGCUAAUUGUAAAUUUUUUAGGUGGUUAUCAACACAUGGAUUGACAAAGCGCAUCAUCGGGGAGCAUCCAUUAGUUUCACUGAUAUUCUUGUUGUGAAUGGAAUGUGCAUGCGUUAUUGUCAUUGCUUCCUAAAAUGAAAAUGAAUAAUACUAUAUUAUCUUUUAGUUAAAAUGGUUUUGGUCAUGAGUAGAGCUUGUGUAUAAGAAAACUCAAUUAUCCAUUAUAUUAAGAUAUUUCUACAUGCUUGAUUCAAUAUAAUGUACAUCUCAGCUCUACGGAAAGACAAGGUUGCCAGACUCUAAAAGCCUUUUAAGGCUGUUUGAAUUCCACAAUGUUGUGACAGGUUUAUGCAUGUGGUCAGUUUUUUUAUCCCCCCCCCCCCCCCCCCCCCCCCCCCCAAAGCUGAGGAAUAUAGAAUUGGUGUUGUUCGUCUGUCCGUCCAUCUGUCUGUCACAAAAUCUUUCAGGUCUAUUGCUCAUUAAAUAUAAAAGAUAUCAACAUGAAACUUCAUUUGUGUAUAUCAAUGACAAGAAGUGCCAUGCACAGGAACCAUAACCAUACACACUUUCUUAAAUAAGAGUUAUUGCCCUUUGUUUCUUUGUAUGAUGAAACUUUUGAGGGCUUUAUCUCAGAAACCAUACAAGAUUUCAACAUGAAAAUUCAUGGAUGUACUGAUAUCAUGAGGGGAUUUUCAUUUGCUUAAGAACCAUAAUCCUGCACUUUCUUAAAUAGUAAGAAUUAUUGCCAUUUGUUUUUUUUGUAUGAUGUAUAAUUAUAUUUACAGGGCUUAUUCUCAGAUACAAUGCAGGAUUUCAACUUAUUACUUCAUGGGUGUAUAUAUCAAUAAGGAAAAUUGCCUUGCACAAGAACCAUAACCCAACAAUUUCUUAAAAAAGAGUUACUGCCCUUUGUUGUAACUUUUCAGGGCUAUUUGUCAAAUGCGCUUCAAGAUUUCAAUAUGAAACUUAGUUGGUGUUUAGAUAUCAAUAAAAGGAAUUGCUAUCAAUUAAAACAAUUUCUCUACACGUAAAUAUUUUUUUAGGAAAAUACCAUAUAUCAAGGGAUCAGAACCCAUCCGUAAACAAACUUUAUUUGGUGGGGGGUAUCAAUGCAAUGAAUUUGCUUGUUUCAAAUUGAGAUGGACAUGUUUGAAAUUAGCAAUGUGACUGAUACCAGCAUGUUUUCUGUCGGUCGUUAUGUCAGAUGUAUCCUUGAUGUCAGCUUGUACAUCUUUCAAGACUUUAUGACUGAAUGAUAUGCAUUUAGAUCUAUUUUGUAAAAAAAGUGUUUUGUUGCGCUUUAAUUGGAAUAGAAAUCAUCAGUUUUCAUUGAUUAUCAAAAGACUGAUGUAAAAUUUCUUAAAGUGAUAUUAACAACAAUAUGAAAUGGCUUUUGAAACGUAUGUUAUUAUUGUUGUUUUGUACUUAAUUUUCUAAUAAAUUAUUAUACUCUGCAGCAAUCUUAGCUCACUCAAGAAUGAAGUGCCCAUUUUGAGCAAUUUUGGUAGGGGGUCUCCGGCGUGGUAUGUUGCACACAGUCAACAAUUUUCUUAAAACAACAUAUGUUUGGUAUAAUAUUUGGUGUUUUAAAGCAUGUAGUGGCUCUUUACUAAGUUUGUUCUAAUCAGGUCUCAUGCAUCAAAACUGGCAAUGGUAUAUAAAAAACUUAUCUAGUAUAUAGCUUAAAACAUAUUUUCGAAACCACAAGGAUCAAAAAUUUAUUGUUUGGAGUGUAACACGGUCAAGUGGUCCUCUAUAAAAAAGAUGAUUCAAAUCAUGCCCCUUUGGUCAAAACUGACCACGCCCCUGUGGGCUCAUGAUUCAUAUAGAUUUACAUAGCAAAUAAAUUAAAACCUCUGAUACAGCAAGAGUGAAAGGUCUAAUAUAUUGUGUUUCUAAAAAGAUCAUUUUAAUCAUGCUCCUUGUGUCAAACUGGCCAGGCUUUAGGAUCAAAUAAUUUAUAUAGACUUAAUAUUUUGAAACAUUAAAUAUCUGAACCAUUUAUGGCAAGAGGUUGAGUAUUUGACAAGAAAACAUCAUAUCGCAAUCCUGUAUGAAUUUUUUUCCAAUCAUGCCCAUGGGAUUAAAAUAGGUUCUGGGGGUGUGGGGGAUUGUUUUAAAUAGAAUUCAUUUCGGUUUAUGACAUCCGAUUAUGGUCCACUAUUAAGUCUGUUCAAAUCAUCCCCAUGAGUUUGUACUUGCCAUGCCCUAUUACACAGGUGAUCAAACACUUGAAAAGAGGCAUAAACAAAAAGCAUUCAACAAGAGACGUUUGUCACACAUGUAUGCCCCCCCCCCCCCAAGUUACAACCAUUGCAAAUGGUUUAAAUUGCCUCAAUGUAAGACAUUAGCAAGCAAUACAAAUCAAUUUAUUGGUAAUAAAUCUUGCAAGAACAUGUCUAUUAUGUUAACACCAUGCCUGACCUAAUCUUCCUCAUUCAGUACAAUAUUGAUUGACCCGUUUGCAUGCACUGGAGUAACACACAGAAAGAUGAACUUAAUCAAAACUGAGUUCUGUAAAACUGAAACAUAGUCAUGUAGUUACUUGGAUUCCAACCGGUAUUUUGUUAAGCUUUACUCGUGCUGCAAUAAACCAUACUGUCAGUUCCUUGCUUUUGUGUCUUAAUUAGCUGGAGGUUCGCAGAAGAAAUACUGUAAUUAAACUUUGUAUAUUGUGUUAUGUCAACCAUUACCGGUAUAUCCAAUAAUAAGGGUAUUCAGUGUCCUAUGGUGAGAUGGUGUUCACAUUAGAAAGUCUUCUUAAAAAAUUCUUUUUUCUGGUAUGGUAUAGGUAUGGUAUAAGAAAUUGACUGGGCACUCUUUUACUCCAUAAGCAUAAAUUACGCUCCAGAACUGAUUCCUAUGUUUGUGCAUUUUUUGCAUUAGUUUAAUGAGAUCUCAACAGUAAUCUUGGUAUGGUAUGCAUCAAUCGAAGAAAAAAACAAUUUCUGUCCCCUAAACUGCACAAUAAGAAUCAAACAUUAUCAGUAAGAUUACACAAAACGUAUUGUAUUCGAGCUUGUUAGUACAAGGCAUGUCUUGAAUAACAGGAAAAAAUGUCUGUAUAACAUUUCCCGCGUAUUGCACUUGCAUUUGUUGUUAUACACGAAUCCCUUACUGUGAAGAAAUGAAUUCAGUCAUGUCUCUAGUAAGUAAUUUGUAAUAAUUACCUUUAUAAUGUUUUAUCAUCAUUCCGUGUUUUAAUGUUAGAAAUUCGUUAAUCACGUAAAUUAUCUAAGGAAUCCAUGUUGUGUAACUAUAUGAUGAAGUCAGCGUUCGAUUCUCCGCCAUUUUGUAUCUAUGGCCGAUUUAGGGCCGGUCUUGGGCCGUUUCUUGGCCGGUGGCCGAUUUAUGGCCGCGGCCAAUUUUCGGCCAGUUUUCGGCCACAUUUCGACCAGAUUUCGGCCAAACUUCGAACGUUUUGUGGAUUUUCUAGUCAGUCUUGAUUUUUCUUGUGGGGGAGAAGCAUUAACAUCAGCUUGCUCCCGAUAAGUGUAAAUAACUAAUCCAUAUUGUGAAUUAAUCCGAACAAUUAGUAAAGAAAACACUUUUACGUGAACAUAUUUCCAUUAUUGUGACUUUUUACAGAAUAUUUGUCAACUUAUCACGGAACUUUAGAGUAUUUAUUCCUGACGAAGUAUUUUAACUACAUGUACAUUUGAAUACGUACAACUGUGUAAGCUUUGUAUACGUCAUCACUUGUGACGCGAAUGCUGAGGCUAUUCUAAACUAUGUGCAUUUUAACGGUGGUGGAAUAAAAUGAGUUACUUGGA